This is a messenger RNA of Owenia fusiformis, 1601 nucleotides long. Lineage: Eukaryota; Metazoa; Annelida; Polychaeta; Sabellida; Oweniidae. The record is from the annotation of a GenBank genome assembly.
CGCCAGUAUAUUGCUUAGAAUUAAUACGUGUAUAGACAAUCAAACUAAACAUGAUAUCAAAUGUAAAAAGUGUUUUAGUUCAACGGAAAUCAAAGUCUUUAGUUUUCUCUUCAUUAGUUGUAUUCGUUAUGUUUAUUGCUGUCAGAUUACACAUUAAGUGCAGUAAUAUUCAAGCGACCGGAACAUUAAGCACUGGAGCUUUAAAGAACCACGGAGCACACCCCUCAACGUCAAAAUAUAAUUCGAGUGAUCAGAAUGGGCGAAAAGUUAAACCGAUUGACUGCAAAGACUUAAGACAUGGUCUUGUUGGUGAACUAAAAAUGGCAAAGCAUAAUGCAACAAACCAUACUCUACAUACAGAGCCAGCUCCAGAGGCGCUACCAACAUAUACUACGGACAAAAGGGGGCGCUGGUUUCCACUCUCGUGUCAGCCAAAGCAGAAAACGGUCAUAGUUAUUCCAUUUCGGGACCGAUACGAACAUCUUAAAAUUUUUAUUGAACAUUUUGUUCCUAUUCUACAAAGGCAAUUAUUAGAUUACAUAAUCGUAGUGGUAGAACAGGAUUUUACCCAAAACUUCAACAGAGGUUUCCUAUUCAACGUUGGAUACAAAGAAGCGCUUUUGUUGACAAAGGAUAACCCAGCUCCUCUAUGUAUGAUACAACAUGACGUCGACUUACUCUUGGAAAAUGAUCGGAUGAUCUAUGAGUGUUCAAAAAAUCCAACUCAUUUUUCUGUUAGUUUGGACAAAUUUAAGUACAGGUUGCUGUAUUCAUCGUCCUUCGGAGGUGUAACUGCAGUGCUAGGGGAGCAGUUCGAAAGGUCCAACGGCUAUAGUAAUGUUUUCUUCUUUUGGGGUGGUGAGGAUGACGACUUCAGAAAUAGAUUACAUGUUACUGGAUAUCGUACUAUACAAUACAAAAAUGCUUCAAUUGCUCGUUAUUCUAUGCUGAAACAUCAGAGUGCAGAAGUUAUCAAAGCUAGGCUCGAUGCUCUGAUAUUUGGAAAUAAAAUAUACCAUUGUGAUGGACUUAAUUCCCUGGACUAUACAGUGAAAAGCAGAACGUUUGAGAAACAUUAUGUUCUUAUUAAAAUCAACGUACCUUCCGUUCUCAAAACGUCAAGUAUUUGUCGGAACUGUAUAUCGAAACACUUAAAGACAAAUGACACAUAUUUGCCCAAAGUUUGCCGAUAGAAAACAUUAAGAUGUAAGAAAAGUUGUUUUAGAAACACUUGAGAUGACAUUAGGAACAAAAUCACCACGACAAAUAGACAUCCAAAAAUAAAUAAACUGUAGAACUUUUGUAACCCAUAACAAGUAUACGACUGCGACUCGGAAGAAAACCCGAUGGGCGGUUUUGUUGUCAUGGCGAUAGAAAGAGUUAUCAAGAAAAGAGGCCGGACGACCAAAAAGCCAACAUUCCUUGGUGUAUUUGUUCCCGAGAAUGACACUAAGCCUUUGAUUCCCUCAGAAUGGGCAUUCAGGGUUUCGGGAAUAGGAUUUCCGGACGUAAUAGAGCGGGCCCACCGUUCGUCACCGUGAGAAUGCUUUGGGGCACACCGUGGGCAUGGGUACACGGUGGAGAAACAAAUAAUUUUACAG